Messenger RNA from Quercus lobata, 1407 nucleotides. RefSeq lists its product as uncharacterized. The record is from RefSeq and is a predicted model, not a curated record. The coding region runs from base 1 to 1407 and encodes 468 amino acids. The transcript is spliced from 4 exons. NCBI's taxonomy places the organism in Eukaryota, Viridiplantae, Streptophyta, Magnoliopsida, Fagales, Fagaceae.
AUGAAGUUGGAUAAGAAAAGGAUCAGGCCUUUCACCUUGCCUUUGGUAAACUUUACAGGGGAUAGAAUCGUCCUUAAAGGCAUCGUCAUUCUAACUGUGAUCGCAGGAACUUACUCAGCACAAGUCACCAAGGAAAUUGAUUUCCUUAUAGUUAAUUGCCCCUCAACAUACAACAUCAUCUUGGGAAGACCUGCACUCAACAAACUAAAAGCAGUGACAUCAAUAUAUCACUUGAAGGUGAAGUUUCCAACAGCCUAUGGAAUAGGAGAGAUCAAAGGAGAUCAAGUUCUGGCAAGAGAAUGCUAUCAAGUUGCCCUAGCAUCGGGAGAGAACCACACAUGGGUAAUGAAUGAACUAGAACCCAUUCCUGAAUCGUCAAAAAUACCACAAGAAAUUGAGAUCGUCCUAGGAGAUUCAACAAAGGUAUUGAAGAUCAAAACAAUACUCCUAGCCUCAAAGAAAGAGAAAAUGAUCUCUUUCCUAAGGGCAAACCAAGAUGUUUUCACUUGGAAACAUGAGGAUAUGCCCAAGAUUGAUAGGAAGAUCAUACAGUAUCGUCUCAACGUCAACCCAGAGUGCAAACCUAUACAACAAAAACGGAGAAUAUUUUCAUUAGAACACAACAAAGCUGUGACUGAGGAAGUAGAGAAGCUACUAGAGGCUGAUUUCAUCAGGGAGGUAUUCUAUUCAGAUUGGCUAGCAAACGUGAUUAUGGUAAAAAAGAGCGACGACAAGUGCAGAAUGUGCAUUGAUUUCAUAGACCUGAAUAAGGCCUGCCCAAAAGACAGCUUCCCUUUGCCAAGGAUUGACCAAUUGGUAGACUCAACUGCUAGACACAAGCUAUUGAGUUUCAUGGAUUUAUUCUCUGGAUACAACCAAAUUCUUAUGGACGAAGACGAUCAAGAGAAGACCUCAUUUGUCACUAGCCAGGGAUUAUACUGCUAUAAGAUUGGAAGGAAUGUGGAGGUAUACGUGGAUGACAUGCUGGUGAAAAGCAAGGACGAAGCCAACCACUUGGAUGAUCUCAAAGAAAUCUUCAAUACACUACGAAAAUUCUUGGGAUUCAUGAUGUCCCAACGAGGAAUAGAGGCAAAUCCAGACAAAGUAAAAGCAAUAAUUGAGGUCAAAUCACCAAAAAUAGUGAAGGAGGGUGGGCUAGACCCACGUAUCAUGCAAUACAUAUAUGCAUCAAGUUUAAUCGAGCUAUUCAAGGUUCCUGAUAUAGAGGUCGACCAUGCCUUAAUCACAGCCUUGGUCGAGCGGUGGCGUUCGGAGACGCACACGUUCCACUUACCCCAUAGAGAAAUGGGUAUCACCUUGCAAGAUAUAGAGGUGAUGCUGGGGAUUCUGGUGGAUGUGUUGCCUGUCACUGGGAGGGCAGACCACCAAUGGAACGUGGUGUGCUGA